Molecule: messenger RNA, 2469 nt
Organism: Gorilla gorilla gorilla (western lowland gorilla)
Lineage: Eukaryota; Metazoa; Chordata; Mammalia; Primates; Hominidae
Product: E3 ubiquitin-protein ligase Topors-like
Biological process (GO): protein monoubiquitination; protein polyubiquitination
Molecular function (GO): ubiquitin protein ligase activity
Source: RefSeq, a predicted model, not a curated record
UCUUAACUUUAUUCUAGCAUUUAUUCCAUGGAGAUAAAAUGUAUUAUGAAAACAUGAAUGGAGUGCUUUUAAAAGACAUUUUUCAUGGCAAGUGAGGAAUUGAUUUGAGCCAAUUUUUCUCGUAUUCAACUGUGAAAUAUAAUCCAAUAUAACAGCAAUGUCAUUAGAUCUCUCAUCUGAGUGUGAGUGUCCUAAUUGUUUGGAGGGUCCUCCGAAUGAGUCUGAUUGGAACACCUGUUCCAACGAGAGUGGUAAUGGCUCUUUACAUUCAAGAUCAAGGAAGAAAUCCAUGCUUUCUUCUAGCAUGCAGUGCUUUCCUUCUCAGUGUUGUCCCACCAAGCCAGAGAGUGGUAACAAAGAAGACUCAGCAGUUCCUCCCUCAGAUGAGGAAAGCUAUGUGGGGUAUUCUCAAAACAAUCAUCUAAUUUUGAGCCUUGAGGAUAUCAAAAGGAAAAUCAAGCCAUUGAGAGAGUGGACUAUCCAUGAGUUACUGAGGGAGUUUGGGGAUAGUGGGAAGUUCCAACCAAACUCCAUGUCUCUGAGCUACUUUAGAGAUCAGGUGGUUAUGAAUUUCAGAAGAGCUCUGUAUUAUUCUGGAAUUUGGGUGACGCAUAUUCGAGGCUACAAACCUCAAAAGCACUUUACAGCUAAUUAUUUUAAAAGAAACCCAGGUUGCCUACACUGGCUUGUUCCCUGGCUGAAAGGGGAACUAACAGCUGUUUAUGGAGAUUAUGGCUACACAGUGAAGAACAUCCUAAUCACCAUCCUCCAUCACAUGACAGAAUAUGACUUGGACAGUGAGUCCUUCAUUCACCUCCUGGAACCUUAUCUCUUACAACACACCCACCAUUUCCUACAUGAGUUUAUUAGUUUUGUUCAGUCACCUUACAACAGGGAGACCUAUGACCAGCGAGCCAUCUAUCAAUGCUCUGCUGCUUCACCAUGUGUAAACAAGAAGCCCCUUGUAUCAGCUCCUGUUUCACCUCUGCCUAAGGAUCACACUCUACUGAUAUCUCAACAUAAUACAAAGCAGUCUAAAAAUACCCAGGGUCAAUGGAAUAAAGAGGAGAGGCCCCUGUCAGGCUUGAAACAGUUUCCACAUGGUAACUCUUCCUUGAAGAAAUCUGAAAUCCCACCAGUCUGUGAUAAAACAGUAAGCAAAAUCUAUGGUGGAAUCAAAGACAAAGCAGAAUCAGGUGACCACGAAAGCAUCAUUUCUAUGAAUAAUAUACUCCAGAAGUGGGCUACUCCAAGGGAAAGGUGCCCAGGCCUACUGAAUUGCAAAAAAAAAGUUCAAGAGAAAAAGACAGAAGGGAUAAAGUUGUUUCCUGAUCAUGUCCAUGAUCUGGGAAAUGACACAACUGCACACACCUUCAGUACCCCAGCAAUUUCUAGUCAGGUGCAACCACAGAAAUAUAGUUUAAGAGAAAGAAAGGAUUUGAGCCUUGGCCAGAAGAUAAACUUUCAGAAAAAAGAAGAAGACAAUAACAAAUACUCAGAUUCUUCACCAAAGACCUUUCAAAGAUUGUCCAGAGAAAGAUCCUUGAAAAGUUGCAAAUCCAGAGAGAGAGACCCCUCUUGGAGUUGCAUUUCAGAAAAUGCCUUUUCUCCUAAGAGAAGGAAACUGAGUUCUUUCAGAAAAAAGAGGAUGAAGUGUAGACAACCCUCCCAAUCUGUAGAAAUUGGGUCACGCUCCAGGAGAAGAAUCCAAAGACGAUCAAGGUCCAAUACUCACAGAUCCAAAUCCUGGUGUGUUGGAUCUAGAAAGAGAUCUGUAAGCAGAGAAUCAAGUAAUCUCUCUCUGAGAGGAAGUCACAGAAGUGAACACUUCACCCAGAAUAUAUGCUGUGAGCCCUCAAAAGACAAGCAUGCCCAUGGCAAUGAAUCAGACUGUGGGAGGCCAUCUUCAACCACAGUCCAAUACGUGAAGCUUUCUUCAACUGCUGGGAAGAGACCCAAGUGUCCUUCUAAAAGUGAAGGUACUUCCCAAGCAGGAAGUACCAGCUUGGGGGCUUCUUGUUUACACAUGGUGAAGCAGCUCCAGAAACACAGAUCCCCAAGUAAACAGGAGAUAAAGCAAGAAAUUACAUUUCCUAGAGCUAGAAGAACCAGAGCAGUUAGGCACAGAAAAACCAAAUGCCAUUAUUCAGAUAUACACACCACAGAGGAUGUCAGUGAUGAAUUGGGCAAUCUGGAUGAUAUAAGACAAAUGAGUGGUCUGAGUGUGCACCCUCCUGCAGGAGGCAAAUCCACCAAAAACAGCAUUUGAAUCUUCAGAAUAUUCACUGGGUCAAGAAAGAAUACAAAAGAGACAUACUAUCAGAAACAUUGGUGCAAAUUGUUUUAAAAGUCAAAUCAGCCUACUAAACUAGCCACCAAGCUAGUUAUUCAUACAUUCAAAGAGUAUGAAUAUAAUCUAAAAACAUUACUGAAAAGAUUUAUCACAUCACUUUAUAACUGAAAGUAAAA